UCCGCUGCAGUCUCUGACGGAGAGCUGAACAGCGUGGAGCUGCAGGGCUGCAGCAGCGACAGCCUCAACAGCAACGCCAGCCUCCCCAGCGUUCAGAGUCACCGGCGCCACACGGAGAGGAGGGUGGCCAGCUGGGCCGUCUGCUUCGAGAGGCUGCUCCAGGAUCCCGUGGGAAUCCGCUACUUUUCGGAAUUUCUAAAGAAAGAGUUCAGUGAGGAGAACAUUCUCUUCUGGCAGGCUUGCGAGUUCUUCAGCCACUUACCUGAGAAUGACAGCAUACAGCUCACUCAGCGAGCCAGAGAGAUCUACAACAGCUUCCUGUCCAGCAAGGCCACCACACCGGUCAACAUUGACAGCCAGGCACAACUUGCGGACGAUAUCCUCAAUGCACCGAAACCCGACAUGUUCAAGGAGCAGCAGCUGCAGAUUUUCAACCUGAUGAAGUUCGACAGCUACACCCGCUUCCUGAAGUCUCUGCUGUACCAGGAGUGCAUGCUGGCGGAGGUGGAGGGCCGGCCGCUCCCCGAUCCAUAUCACAUCCCGAGCAGCCCCACCUCCAAGCACAGCACCACCGGCUCUGACCGCUCCAACCUCUCGACGCCCAAGAAGGAAGAAAAACUCAAGAGCAAAUCCGGUCGGUCGUUGAACGAGGACAGCAGAGAGGACUCCGGGGACCGCAGGAGAGGCAUGUUUUUUUCAUGGUCCCGCAAUAGGAGCUUUGGAAAAGGCCCCAAGAAGAGAGAGCUGGCAGACUUCAACUACAAUUUCUCCGGCAGUAACGGUCGCCGUGAGUCUCAGGGCUCGCUGUCGUCGGGAGCCAGUCUGGAACUGGGAACGUCGGGUACAGGGAAAAACGAGGCCAGUCCACGAGGAGAGGGUGGUGGAACAUCAGAGCGAGGGGGAGGCAGUGCCCCCUUAAGGCAGUGCAACAUAAGCUUGCCGGAUGGCUCCUGUUGCUCCGUGCCCCUCAGGGCUGGGGUGUCCAUCAGGGACCUGCUGCAGGGCCUCUGUGAGAAGCUCUGCAUCAGCCUGGCAGCCGCGGACCUCUUCUUGGUUGGAGGGGAAAAGCCACUAGUUUUGGACCAAGACUGCAUGACACUCUGUUCAAGAGACCUGAGAUUGGAAAAACGUACCCUGUUCAGACUUGACUUGGUCCCCAUCAAUCGCUCGGUGGGUCUAAAAGCGAAGCCAACUAAGCCGGUGACGGAGGUCCUCAGGCCUGUGGUGGCCAAGUAUGGCCUGCACCUGUCUGGCUUGGAGGCCCGGAUUAGUGGGGAGUCAGAACCCUUAGAUCUAGGUCUUCCCAUUUCUAACCUGGACGGACUCCGAGUGGUUCUAGAUGUUGCAGAAAAUACUGUUGGAAAAGCAGACAAGCAGAAAGCAGUUUCCCCCAAGAGCCUCUUCCCAGCCUCCACAAGCAGAAACCAGUCCACACCAGGGAAGGACAGGUCACCCAGGAAAGCUGGGGAAAACGGCAAGGCUUUGCCCAGCAUUGAGUCGAGCAGCCAGCCCUUACCUAACCACUCUGUCUCUCUGCAUAAGGCCCCGGAGAACAGAAAGCAGAAAAAGAUUAAUAUAGACGAAGCCGAAGAGUUCUUCGACCUCAUAUCCAAAGCUCAGAGCAACCGAAACGACGACCAGCGAGGCCUGCUAAACAAGAGCGACCUGCAGCUCCCGGACUUCCUGCGGCUGUCGCCCGCACCGGCGAACACCGCUCACGGCUAUGAGUUCAACUCCUCCACCCCUAACUCCCGCAACCCCCAGAACGGCGGCUUCCCCGGCAGCAGUCGUCGCGGUAACAAGCCAAGCGGCAACGAGCGAGGGUUUCUGGGUGGCUCCCACCUGCUGAGCGCUAGUCAUCACUCCCAGAGCCUGGACUCUGGCAUCAGCCCGGACAGGGGCAGAAAAGCCAGGCCACCCCCGUCGUUUCCCAGCACCACCUCCCCCGUCCACCCCACCCAGCUCACCCGGCAUCAGGACUCCAUCCAAAUGCUGGAGGAGGAUGCCGUGUCCGAUCUGACUCUGGUGGGGGAGGGGGACAUAAACAGCCCCAGCCUGCACUACAUAACCCCCUCGGCUCUGCCGUGCACAUCCCGGCCCAUAUCCCAAAUCCAGGACCGCCGACCCAGCUCAGGUACCCCCCCGGUGUGAACUUUCCCGUCUUCCUCCACCUGGCGGAGUGAGACUGAAGACUCACCUGUCAGUGUGGAGCUUCUCUUUGCCCCCCCCCCCCGGGCAUCUAGAUUACUUCUAUCUAUUGACCAGAGAACUUGUGUCCGUUUGGUGGGAUCUGUAGUUUGAUGCACAGUUAGAGUAUUUAAGUGCUUUUAGAUUUGCCUAAAAAGAUGUUGGGCUCGAGUUGAAAGAACAGAGACAGAGCAAGAGAAAGUCACAGAUCCUGCAGCCAAAGAUCUGCUGUGAGGCGACAAAAAAAUGUUCAACCAGAGGGAGGGCUGGAGCGUUCUGUCUGCCACCUGCCCGGUGUGCUGUUCUUCUGAGUGGACUUGCUGUGGACUCUCAUUUUCUGGUGAGACUUGUGAUGGUUUGGUGACAAACUCCCUCCUCGACACGGCCAAUGUACAGAAUCAAACAAUGCACUUUAGCCUUUUACAAAGUUCCAUAUUUUAAAAACAUUUCUGCUCCGUCUUGUUUCCAUGUCUCAUUUAAAGUGUCUGCUGGAGAUCUCUGAGGUUCAUAAAACAAGUCAAGGUUGGGAGGCGGGACUCGUAGAGGCAGUCUCCUCAUUCUCUGCAUGUGACAUGGUAGACCUGACCACACAAAAACAAACUCGGGCUACUGCAAAAAACCCAACAGAUCAUCUUGAGUGCUUACGAUCCAACGUUGUCACUGGAUGAUACACAAACCUUGACUGUGAACCUCUUUUCUCUUUACUGUUUCAGUUUUGAGCUGCAGCAGUUCCCCACAAACCAAUGAGUCAAAGCUGUUUCACUUUUAAAUCUUUCAUCCUAAUAUUAAUUUAUCCACCACUCUCCAGUUUGUCUCCCUCUCUGAUAAAAGUAUAACUUUCUACAUAGUCCACUCCCUGACUCUGCCCCCUUUUUUAACCACUGCCUUUGAAGUUGUGUCUCAAUAGGAAUCGAUUCUGCUUUUCUGUCCCGAGCUGACUUUACAAUCUGUAAAUAUGUCAAAUAAAUGUUUUAGAGGUUCAAGGAUCUGUCCCUUCAUGGCUGCUGUCUGCUUGCUGUCUGUAGAUCAUCAGCUGCACCACUUCAGUUUGACUGUUCACUCUUCUGGAUUCAACUGGAAACCCUCAGCACUCCUAAAAAGACAAACUUUAAAGAAGAAAUUAUCCCUUUGGACAAGUGACUUGUCGAGGGUACACUCCGCCUGUUUUGGCUCCAGUAGCCCUGUGACCCUGGAUGGGGGGGGGUCUCACAGUUUUGGUAGAUUUAGGAACCAAUUGAGGAAGUCAUCAUCAGACCAGCGAUGGGGAAAAAACAUUGUUUUUUGUUCCAAGGCAAACAAUGUCAACUGCAUUCAAAAGACGGUUGCACUAAUUCUUCACUACUGAACAGCUUAGGCUGCCUGAGUAUUAGUGUGAAAGCUUCACACUAAUACUCAGGCAAGCCUUUAGCUUCAGCAUUUUCAGCUCUAAGCUUCAGUGUUUUUAGCUCGCUAUCAGUUUCAGUAUUUUUAGCUGUCAGCUCUAGCACCCUCACUAACAUUAUUGCAGGUAAUGCUGUAUUACUAGCUAGCUUCUGUCACAGCGUGACUACAUUUGGACGUGUGAAGGUUGACUGCUGUACAGCAUAGCCUCUUAUUUUUAGCCUAUAUUUGCUGGUAUGUUCCUCACCAGUAAGUUUAUCAGAGUUUUUAUGAUUUAGAACAUAAUGCCAAUUUAUGUUGAACUGUUUGAACAUUAUGUUAACUUGAGGUACAACAAAGUAUUCGUCCUCCCCGUAGCUUAAAAAACGGCUCUUCUCACCAGCAUCCUGCUUUUUCUCAAAGGAACCGGAUCUAACUCCAUUUUUAAUGUGGCAGUCAUAAGGUCCCUUUUUUCAAUUUGUUUUCAGCGUCUGCCCCCAUUGGUGACACUGUGACACUGCACCGUCAAACUCCAGAAGUCUUCUUCACCUUCCGGCUUAUCCCAUUUUUUAGGGUCACCACAGCGUAACAGCACCCACUGUUUCGCAUCAGUGAUUUGGCAGAGUUUUUACGCCGGAUGCCCUUCCUGACACAACCCUGUACUUGAGGGGCACAGGGACCCAGUUAGGCAGCAGCGUCAAGGGUCUUACCUAAGGAACCAAAUUACUGUUUAUUCCUGUAAUGUUACCAGGAACCACAAGAUUCAUUUUUUUUCAGAGGACUAUGCAGUUGGACAAUCAAUUCUAAUUAACUGGCACCAAAAAAUGUUUCUGCAGCCUGCUAUUGACCUGCAGACCACAGGUGAUAAAACAUAGGACAGAUAAAACAUAUAAUUUCUCUUCAUUUAGUGUCAUGUCAGGAGUGGUUAAAAACAAGUUUACUUUACUGUUAUAAGAUCAACUCAUUAAAAAACGUAAAUACAUAAACAAAAUUUAACCAACAAAUAGGAAACUAAUCAGAAUACAUCGACACUUUAUGACAAAAACUUCAGGUGAAACAUUUCAACCCCCCGCACGCACUUACUUGCAUGCAGCUCUCCUUUAAUCCCAUUUCUCCCACUCCACUCCCCGCACUGCUCCUCUUCAUUCAUGGAAGUAUUUGCAUGAAUCGUGUUCACAACUUCUCCAUUCAUCUGAAUGGAUGAUCUUGUUGGAGCGUUUCUAUGACCACUCUAAAAAUUAGAUUAGUUCAUUAAAGUCACAUCUCUAUCAAACGGGUACGGUGUGCGGAAUCACCUGUUCUUCUGUUCCUGCACUUAUCCAUCCAUUUGCAGAGAAAGGUUCCACAUACAUCUGUUCUCGUGUUACACGACGCCGCACUACUUUUAGUGGUCAAGCUAAUCGAGAGAAUCCGGUCAAUUUUUAAAAUAAGAUUUCCGAAAAGAAAAAAAAAAACUUUGGGUCCGUGGCUCAGUGGUUGGGGACCACUGCUGUUAGGGAUACAGCGAGUUCUGAAGAUGGACUUAAGACAAGUAUUGGAUUGUGAUAAUCUCAAAACAUCAAUUUCAGCAAAUGUUUUCAAGAACCUGAAUUUGUGACUGUGGUAGCUUAACAGCCCCGUGUCAUUAUGCUCCCACCACCAUGUUCUGCUGUGGAGCUUGUUACUAGAACUGAGUGCUUGAUCUAACCAGACCAACAACUGCUUCCAGCACUUAUCCCCAUUUUGCAAACUCCAGUUUUUCUUUGACUUCUGUCUGGGUUUUGAUAACUUCUGUUCAAAAGCAUCCUUGAGGAAGAGCGUCUGCAAAAGUCUUCACCACAGAUCCAACACAGGAGAAUACUGUUAUUGUAAUUUCUUCAGAUAUCCAUACGUCCUUCUGGUCUGUCAAAACAGCUCAGUGUAGUGAUGAGAAGAAGACUAAAGUCUGAUUUUUACCAUUGACCACUUUAGAAAAUUGAUGCUGCUUUACCAUUUUAUUUCAUUAUUAUAUUUUUUUAAGUCAAGUUGAGCUGGAAUUUGACCUAAUAUUAAAGGAAAGAAUUUCAUCAUCAUUUUUACAUCAUAAAAUACAAAGACAAUUAUCACCGUGGAUGAUUAGAAUGAAGGAUUUUAAAAUCUCAAUGUACAUUUAAUCAACAAAUAAAUACAUUUUUAUGAUUUUAAUUAAAAGGUGUUUGGGUUUUUUAACCUUCUUUCCACUCCCCAUCAUUUUGACAUCUUCUUGCCUUCUGUCAGUUUUUGUCUUUUCUCUGGACAGUUUUUUAUCUGCAUACCCUGGUGUUCUCUGAGAGUCUCAGUUGGCUUUCUUUUGUCAAUCCUGCCUGCUUGACUAUGCAAAAAACAAAAAAAGCACAAACAUGCAUAUGGUUAUAUGUUACACACUAACUGUCUGCACAUGUUUAUGUUUAGUUAACAUUACUAUUUAAUUUGUUGUUGAUCUCUCCAACCAAUUUCAUCAAAUAAGGUCUUUGUAAAUAAGAAAUGAGAGAGAGCGUGAAUUAAAAUUAGAAUCUGAGCCAGUCCUAUAGGACAUCUGGAAUUGAAGCCAAUCAUUUACAUAAAACACAGGAAAAUAAUGAUUAAGCAAAAUUGUAUUUUAGUGCAUAAACUGAGACUUAUUAAUAUCGUCAAAAGAAAUUGGCAGUAGUCAGGUUUGAACUGGAGUGCACUUUAUUUCAGUUGAACUCAGUGAUGCUUCAUUAUCAACACAAAGACAAAAAGAAGCACAAAACUAUGAAACUAAAUAAACAUUUUUGGCCUACGUCUCUGCAUACAUUGAGACUUUUCAUGAUUAGAUUUGAUCACAGCUGGAAUUCCUCUCUGUGCAGCUAAACAUGACGAGAAAUCGAGCAGAAAACAAUUCUUCUUCACAUUCAGAUUUAAGCAUAAAAUAUUUUCUGUUUCUUAAAAUGUAACAAAUUGAUUCUAUUAGAAAGAAGGGAAUCCUAAAUAAAGAACAAAUGUAUUCAACAUCUUGGAUAUCAAAGAGGAUAUCUGUGAACUCUGAACUGAGAAUCUGCUGUCCUCCUUUGGCCAGUAGAUGGCAGCAGGCUGUGUUCAGAGAGGACGGCGUCUUUCCCAUCAAACCAUCAUUUCAUGACAUGAACACAUCUUCAAUGUCUCUUCUACUGCAUCUGUCUGUGAUGAGCUGUUUUUUUGGUUGCUGUUCUGGUUUUCUACAUAAUGUCAUUGGAAUUGAACCCAAACAUAAGAGCGUG
Molecule: messenger RNA, 6764 nt
Organism: Oryzias melastigma (Indian medaka)
Lineage: Eukaryota; Metazoa; Chordata; Actinopteri; Beloniformes; Adrianichthyidae
Gene: rgs12b
Product: regulator of G protein signaling 12b
Biological process (GO): signal transduction
Molecular function (GO): GTPase activator activity
Source: RefSeq, a predicted model, not a curated record